GUCUGCGUUCAUCUCCCCCACCCCCCUCCCUCCCCUUUGCACGGGAGUUAGAGCGGGGUCCGGGUCCAUCUCUCUACCGGGUUGCUAGGGAUGGGUUCAUCUCUCUGCCCGGUAGUCAGGGGCAGAGUCUGGUUGCUAGGGGCGGGGUCUGUGUUCCCCCUCCCUAUCCAGCCCUGGCUACGGAAUGGCGGGCGUCGAGGCCGCGGUGCUGCGUUCCCCGGCUCUCCUGUGCGUCCUGAUGCUGCUCGGGCUCCAGAGACCGGUGGCAGGAAGGGCGCUGAAAUUCGUCAACCUGAUCUAUCGUCACGGUGACCGAUCUCCAAUCCAAGCAUAUCCAGCCGAUCCAUAUACAGAGAAAGACUGGCCUCAAGGCUUUGCACAGCUUACCCAGGUUGGAAUGAAGCAGCAUUACGCCCUGGGCCAGUAUUUACGGCAUCGCUACAAUACCUUCCUCAACUCCUCUUAUGACCGGCAUGAGGUUUAUGUUCAGAGCACAGAUAUUGACCGGACUCUAAUGAGUGCUCAAGUGAAUCUAGCAGGUCUGUACAUUCCACAAGGUCAUCAGAUCUUCCAUCCUGACGUCAAGUGGCAACCAAUUCCCGUGCAUACAGUGCCUGUGGAACAAGAUGAGUUUCUCAAGUUCCCACGGAAAAACUGUCCCCGGUUUCAAAAGUUGCUGGAAGAGACGAUGAACAGCAGAGAAGUUCGCGAAAAAAUACAGAAAAAUACGGAUUUUCUGAACAUGGUAUCCAAUAACACCAAGAUGAAUGUGACGAUGCUGAAUGAAUGGAAGGUUUACGACACUCUAUUUUGUGAGAAAACUCACAAUUUCACAUUGCCUUCCUGGGCUACGCAUGAGGUGAUCACUCGUAUGAGAGAACUGAAUGACUUUGGCAUGGAAAUAAUCUUUCAACUUCACAAGACACAAGAGAAAUCGAGGCUGCAAGGGGGUGUCCUUCUCAAACGAAUUCUGCAAAAUAUUAAUCAGGCAAUAAAUGAGUCUACUCCCAUGCCAAGUCUCAAAUUAAUCAUGUACUCAGCGCAUGAUGUGACACUCAUCGCUCUGCAAAUGGCACUGAAUGUGUACAACUAUAUUAUUCCCCCAUAUGCCUCCUGUUUUAUGUUUGAGCUGUAUGAAGAAGAUGACAGGUCCUUCACAUUGGAUAUGUACUUCAGGAACCAGUCUGAUUCUGAGCCACAUCUUCUGACUCUUCCAAAUUGUUCUGAACAUUGUCCCUUGCAAGACUUCAUCCGCAUCACCAAGCAUUUGAUCGCUGACGACUGGGAGGAGGAAUGCAAAAUCUCCAGUGACUCUAACCAAACAGGUCUGGUGCUGGGCGCGGCGCUGAGCACGUGCUUUGUCCUGUUGAUCGUGUUGGGGAUCACACUGUACUGGCGCUGGAACUGGAAAACAUCACGACUCCAAGUGCCAACCAGCAGCGAUGAAUCAGCCUGACUAUCGAUGGGUUUGCUCAGCUUGGACGACCAGGAAGAGUGUUGACUGGGCUCGCAUUCAUCUAUCCCAGGUUGAGGGCUGUUGGAUAUGUGAGCUUACCAUGCAGUUUCCUUAUGUACUGCAGUGUUGUGUGGAGGGUCGUUAGUAUCAGCCAGCUCCCAUGCUUGGCAAACAAACUUUCUGCCUUCUCUUCACAAUCCUCAAUACCACUGUCCUGUCCAGCAAUUUUGAUUUUUGGAGUGCUCAUCCACUCCAUGGUGACUUCCCCUCAUCACCAUCAGCCCCCAUAACCUCUGUUCUUUCUCCCCCACCUCUGCUCCAAAGCCUGGAACUCCACAUUCCUCCUACCUCCUUCCUGCGCACGUUCUCCUCACCACUGGUGGAGUUUUAAACACGAUUCACGUGACUUAACUACCACUUACCUGAUCCGCGGCCGCAUCAAACAUAAUGCCCCUUCUGUCCUCUUACAUAACUAGACAGGAUACCUCAACCAAUGGGACCAAAUGCUUUUUGUACUUUUACAAGUCACAUUUUGCUAAAACCAUAAUUUUAGUUUGAGCUGAUAUAAAUGUUGCAACAUGUUGAGGAAAUUAUUUUAAGUCAGGUGGUUCCAAUUGAACAGCCAGCAUUGGAGAGCUUCUGGCUUAAAAUUUUGCCGUGAUAUAAAUUUACAGGUGUAAAGGGGGUUUCUUUUUUUCUCUUUGUUACUGUUGGGAAAGGGUUUCCUUUUGUUAACUAGCAGGAAUGCUAAUUUACUGAUAACGAGAAUGGUAUUCCUUUGUAAACCAAAUGGGAUUAAUGUUCUUUCUUCUGAGUCUGUAAGCUUUUGUUGAUGGGCUUUUGGGCAGAUCGGCGCGAGGGGGUCGAGAGAGAGGACGCAAUGCUCUAAGCAGGGUGAGGAUCGGACCCCAAAGGGGGGUCCGAGGCCGGGAGAUUCUCCGAGGAGGGGGGGAUGAAGCUAGAUGUGCUUGGUUGACCACUCGGAGGGUCCUGAGCUGUUUGGAGAGUUGAGGAGUUUGGAGGGUCCUGAGCUGCGAGUCGAGGAGUUCGGAGGGGAUCGAAUGGUGGCCAGAAGACUUCAGAAAUUGAGCUCCAACAGUUGUGCACGAAGUGGUUUGGACUUUGAUAAGUUUGGUGCCUUUUCUUUAAUUUUCUCUUCAUAUAUACUGUAUCGUUAUUAAUCACUUAGUUAUAGUAACCUUUAUAAAUUGUACUCAUUUAAUCGCA
Molecule: messenger RNA, 2683 nt
Organism: Hypanus sabinus (Atlantic stingray)
Lineage: Eukaryota; Metazoa; Chordata; Chondrichthyes; Myliobatiformes; Dasyatidae
Product: lysosomal acid phosphatase-like
Exons: 11
Coding region: 185-1456 (423 amino acids)
Biological process (GO): lysosome organization; dephosphorylation
Cellular component (GO): lysosome
Molecular function (GO): acid phosphatase activity
Source: RefSeq, a predicted model, not a curated record